CCCCUCCCGAACCGUUGGAUUUUGAAGUGGAAAUUUCGCACAUUUCUCUCCCGGAGCCAAAUCCCAUCUCAAGACCUCCUCGUUCUUGCUCCGAUCCGAGCGACGCCUGAGAGAUCCCGUCCCGAGCUUGGUUUUAGGCGUAGAUCUCGGAAUCGGAGGGAAUAUGGAUUUCUUUCUUGGCGGCAUUUAGCAGCAAGAGACACGAAACUGGGCACCGAAGCGGGAGGUUUGAUUAGUUCUGUUGUUGUCCAGCUGAAAGAUGGAUGGAAAGAAGAAGAAAAACAGGAAAAAGAAAGGAAGCCAAAGUAAAAUUACUGAAGAUGCUACAGCCAGUGCUGAGGCAGUGAGUGUGCAGGAGCACAACAAUAGUUCAGCAACUGAGCAGAAUCACCAUGCACAAAAUUCGGGUAAUGCAGAUGUUCAAAGUACUGGGGUGUCGGAGUCUGACAUUGAGUUGGAGAACCGUAAAAUCUAUGAAGAAAAUUAUGUCAAGCUACAGGAAGAAAUCAGACAAUUAGCAGAUGAAAAGAAUUCUUGGCUUCAAAAGCAGGUCAACUUGGAAGAGAAAAUCAAAGUUUUACAAAAUGAAGUAGAGUGUUGUUCCCAGAAGGAGGCUAGCUUGGAGGCAAAACUCAAUGAUUUACGGAUUGGAAAUGAUUCAGUGAUACAGAAGGAGGUCAUCUUAGAGGACAGAGUCAAGGACAUUGAGGGCAUCAAAGACAUCUGGGCAUUAAAGGAGACUUCAAUCAGGGAAAUGAUUGCUAGACUGGAGGAAGCCAACAUUACCGUGCAAAUGCAGGUAAGGGAGUUGGAAGAAUCUAGAAGCAAUAUUCUUCAAGAAAACCAACAUUUAGUAGAAAACAUAUCUGGAUUGGAAUUGCGGAUACAACGCCUUGAAAGGGAAGCUUCUUUCUAUGCAACUUCAAAAAUGGAGAUGACAAAGUUCCCUGAAGAGAUAAAAUCGCUUGAUCAGAUAGAAGCAGUCGAUGCAUUAAUGCAGAAGCCAGAUUCUGGAAAUGAAGAGCUUGCUGGAAAGGUGACUGAACAACACAUGCAGCCAAAUCAACAUGCUGCUUCUGCCGAACAUUCUUCCCCUGUGCUUAAUCAUGAGAUGACACAAACGGGAACUUCCACAGAUUAUGUAUCACAAUAUGGUGAACAGAUUCAACCUUCAGUGGGAAUUCAGGGGAGAUCUAGCACUAGCAAUGGUGUCGAGGACUCUGUUGCUGAUCCUGGAGUACGAUCAGCACAGCCUCCAGGGUUAGAUGAACCAAGAAUUAGUGAAGAUAUUGUGUCGGUUCCAUUGGAUGAAAUCCAAAUUCAUGAGGAAGAUCUGCAAGGAAGGAAGAAUAUUGAGAAACCAGCAGAGGUUCCACUCUCAGAUGCCCCUUUGAUAGGGGCGCCGUUCAGAUUGAUUUCUUUUGUAGCAAAGUAUGUCAGUGGCGCUGAUUUGGCGAAAUAAAACAGUUCUAAAUCUGGCCGGUAUGUAUUGGGAAAGAAGAACAUUUGCCAAUUUUUUGGGAUCGAUAGAUUUUUUUAAUUUGUUUUAUACCGUUAUAGAUAAUUAAUGGAAGCUGAUUUGGCAAGCUGUUUUACCUGACAAUAGAUAAUUAUUUUUGAUAAGCUGUUUUACCUGAUAAUA
Messenger RNA from Phoenix dactylifera (date palm), 1642 nucleotides. RefSeq lists its product as uncharacterized. The record is from RefSeq and is a predicted model, not a curated record. NCBI's taxonomy places the organism in Eukaryota, Viridiplantae, Streptophyta, Magnoliopsida, Arecales, Arecaceae.